AUGUUCGGCGUCUCAUUCCGGGUGGGUUCGGCGGGAGCCGCGCCGGGUCAGAAAGGCCAGAGGGAGGAGGACAAGCCGGGGGGCCGCGCGGAGGCGGGCUGGAGCAGGCGAAAGUCCGACAGGGCCUCCUGGAGCUGGGGAAAGUUCGACCAGCCGGGGAGCAGGGACGGGGGCCAGAGGGGAGACGAGGGCCGGGAGAGGCCAGCGCGGGCCGGGGCUGGACCCAGGGAGGGCAGAAGAAGUGAUGUAGGAGCAAAAACUGGCCCUCACCCCUUCUACUUCAAGGAGGAUAUUCUCUUCGAUCUCCUUCUAUUCCUUUGGUGUCGGGAGGGUGCACUACACCUGAGAGCUGCCCUUGCUGAAGAGUGGGCAAGACCUGAGCUGCUCUGCUCACAUUGUGUCUGGCAGGACCCAUCCCUGCUCCUCGCCAUCACUGUCAUUGGACUGACGGUGCUCAUGUUGGCCCUGAAGAACAAGAACUCAAGAAGAAAGCUUAUCACCUUACAGGACCCUGAAACCAAGUACCCUCUGCCCUUGAUUGAGAAAGAGCAAAUCAGCCAUAAUACCCGGAGGUUUCGCUUUGGACUGCCCUCAAUGGACCAUGUCUUAGGGCUCCCUGUAGGUAACUAUGUCCAUCUCUUGGCCAAAAUUGAUGAUGAUUUGGUGAUCAGAGCUUAUACUCCUGUGUCCAGUGAUGAUGACCAAGGUUUUGUGGACUUAAUUAUAAAGAUCUACUUCAAAAAUGUACACCCCAAGUAUCCUGAAGGGGGGAAGAUGACUCAAUACUUGGAGAACAUGAAGAUAGGAGAUACUAUUCUUUUUCGAGGGCCAACUGGGCACCUGUUCUACCACGGUCUAGGGAAUCUUGCAGUCAGACCAGACAAAACAAGUGACCCUGAAAAAAAAUUGGUCCAUCACCUGGGAAUGAUUGCUGGCGGCACAGGGAUUACACCCAUGCUGCAGCUCAUACGCCACAUCACCAAGAACCCCCGGGACAAAACCAAGAUGUCCCUCAUCUUUGCCAACCAGACAGAGGAGGAUAUCUUGGUGAGAGUGGAGCUUGAAGAAAUUGCCAGAACUCAUUCAGACCAGUUCAAGCUGUGGUACACCCUGGACAGGCCUCCCAUUGGCUGGAGAUACAGCUCAGGCUUCAUUACUGCUGACAUGAUCAAGGAGCACCUCCCUCCUCCUGGGGGUUCCACACUCAUCCUGGUGUGUGGCCCACCCGCCCUGAUCCAGACAGCUGCUCACCCUAACCUGGAGAAACUGGGCUAUACCAACGACAUGAUUUUCACCUACUAACACAUCCCAUGUUUUUAACAAAUUUGCCUGGUCUCUUAUCU
Trichechus manatus latirostris (Florida manatee) is the source of this 1343-nucleotide messenger RNA. Its product is annotated as NADH-cytochrome b5 reductase 2. NCBI's taxonomy places the organism in Eukaryota, Metazoa, Chordata, Mammalia, Sirenia, Trichechidae. The record is from RefSeq and is a predicted model, not a curated record. Gene Ontology annotation, molecular function: FAD binding; oxidoreductase activity.